AUGUCUGAUUCCUCUAGCUCUGAACCAAGCAACCCUAACAGAGAAGAUCCUGUUGCUGACUCUGCGAAUACCUCACAUGCAAGAAGACCUAAAGAAACUGUAUCAGGCUUCUCCUCAACCAUCGCUCUUGAGGAACGAACCAGAGAAGGUUCCAGGUAUGUUCACAAUGCCAUUGCCAUUAUGGUGACUGGAAUACUGUCUGGUAAUCAUAAGGUCCUUGCGGUUUCCAUUCCCUUAAACACUAUUGAACCUGAUAGUGUUGCUUAUCAAGAAAAUAUUGAGUCUUUAGGUAAGAAUAUCUCUGAUGAUGUUGAGCAAACUGAUUCUCAUAAGGAGUCAAAUGUUGACAAACCCUUAGAUAAUGUGGCUGGUGAGGAAGUUCAUGUCACUCAUGAUGUCAGUAACAACCCUAACUGUGAGGCUGAAACAGUAGACCUGGAGGAAUUUUCUGAUAAUGAGUUGUUGUCCUCAGUCCUCCCUAGCAUAGCCAAAAGGGUUAGGACUAGGAGAGAAAAGAAAACAGUGGCUCAAAGGUCCCCCAGAAAGAAGAUUGAUGUUCCAACCUCUUCCAAGACAAAGGUGGCAGUCAAGAGCUCCCUCAAGAGGAAAGUUCAUGGUCCAACCAAAUCUUGGAGCAAAGGGGUGCCCAAGAAAAGGAAGACCAAGUCGGUUGUUGUUGAGUCUGACUCAGAUGUUCCAUGUGAUGUCCCUGACACCCUGUCAAAGAAGAAGCCACCCACUAGCAAGCUUGCAGCUAGUGUCCCUGAGGUACCAAUUGACAACAUAUCUUUUCAUUUUGCUUCAAGUGUAAACAGGUGGAAAUAUGUUUAUCAGAAGAGGUUGGCUUUGGAAAGGGAAUUAGCUCAGAAUGUCCUAGACUGUAAGGAUAUUAUGGACCUUAUUCAAGAGGCUGGUUUAAUGAAGACUGUGACUCAGUUCUCAAAGUGCUAUGAGAUGUUGGUAAAGGAAUUUAUUGUCAAUUUGUCUGAAGAAUGUGCUGAUGGGAAGUCUAAGGAAUUCAGGAAAGUGUAUGUGUGA
Molecule: messenger RNA, 1038 nt
Organism: Lathyrus oleraceus (garden pea)
Lineage: Eukaryota; Viridiplantae; Streptophyta; Magnoliopsida; Fabales; Fabaceae
Exons: 1
Coding region: 1-1038 (345 amino acids)
Source: RefSeq, a predicted model, not a curated record